Messenger RNA from Eutrema salsugineum, 165 nucleotides. RefSeq lists its product as uncharacterized. The record is from RefSeq and is a predicted model, not a curated record. The transcript is spliced from 2 exons. NCBI's taxonomy places the organism in Eukaryota, Viridiplantae, Streptophyta, Magnoliopsida, Brassicales, Brassicaceae. Bases 1 to 165 code for a protein of 54 amino acids.
AUGAGUGGAGAUAUAUUAGGAUUUAUUAGAAUUGUAUGCAUCGUUAAUGCCUCCAAGCUUGUUUCUUUUGGGAGACUCCUUGGAUUUUCUCAUGUGGGUCUUUGUACUAUCUUUCAUCCUACACGUGUAUACUUCCCUAUGGAUUCAUUUGUCUCUUACUCAUAA